UUUAGCGCGCGAAUACCAAAGUGCGCGCGCCAUAUUACAUAAUAAACAACUCUUACAUCACCGACUCUUAAAUUCCAACAUGAGAAAAAUGUAGGAACGUAUCGAGACCAAAAACCACAUUGUUUUAAAAUUCAACAUGACAAAUCACUCAUGUAAUAGCAUGAUAACAAUAGCAGAUGACGUCAUCAUCGCCGUGUUUCGCUUCUUGGACAUGCGCAGUUUGUUGAGCGCUUCUCUGGUAUGCAGAAGAUGGUAUCUACUUACCCAAGAUUCCUCUCUCUGGACAGACCUAGAUCUUGCGCAAUACAGCACUAAGCUACAACCAGCCGCAAUACACAGGUUACUGAGCCAAUCAUUCGCUCCCCUAGGUCGCAGACUCUCUUUAGCUACAUGUGCAGUGAAUUCAGAGACGCUUGUUUGCGUGAGACAAAGGUGCCAUAGCUUGCACAUUCUCAACCUAAAUGACGCUGUUGUUCACAGUACCAGCUCGGGUCACGGUAGCGAGGGGGUAAGGGAGCAUCUGCGCUCGCUAAGAAUGCUGGAUAUGCGGAACAGCCGUGGAAGCAUGGACGAGAUAAAACAUUUCUUGCGAAGCGCCGAGAAUCUGGAAGGCUUAGGAUUGCAUUCCACGUUUCGGUCUUCCUUGGCUCACCAGGUCUUCAGCUCGAAACCUCACCUACGUGUAUUGGACUGCGGACGCUGCGACGCCAUCGACGAUUUUUCAGUCACUACUAUCGCUACAAACUGUCACGAGCUAGAAUACCUCUCCCUCUCUCGCUGUUACAAUUACCUCGGCAACUCCUUGCCAAUACUGUUGCGCAACUGUCGCCACUUGACGACUUUGUUGCUGAAUGGUACGCGCGUUAGUGGUGACGCAGUAGUCGAAGCACAUUGGAGUAACACGGUCAUCGAAGCGCUAGACCUCAGACACUGCGCACACCUAGACGACCUCGCUAUCACCACAGUUUUAAUACUCCUACCACGCCUACGCUACCUUAGAUGCCCGCUGUCAGACGAGAACUGUAAGUUGAUGCAGUAUCGCGGUUUCCCGGAUGCGGAAGUCCUCCAAAUCCUGAGGCGUUAUCCAAUCACAAUAGACACUCUAUGCUCCCUCCUGAUUGGCUGCGAUCAAGUGCGUCACUUAGACGUCUCAUCUAUACCUUUCGCGCAGGAGCACUUUGAUGUGUUUCUGACACGAAUGCAGUCGCUUAGAUCUCUGUGUUUGGCGGCUAACGAUAGCAGUGGUACUGACCGCAUAGUGCGCAAAAUAGCGCAACACAGCAGACAUUUGGAGUCGCUUUGGAUCGUGUAUUAUCACUCUUGCCGCCAGCAGAACAUGAUGCGCGCCUUUAGCAACCUUAUACAGAGAUGCUGUUCCUUACACACCGUGAACUUGACAGGACUUUACGUCAAUGACUUGCUCUGUGAACUGCAGCAGCAUAAGAAAGAGAAUUGGCCUCAUCGCCACAUACGCUUUUUACAGAACGAGGACUUUGUGUUGCCGCAGCCAAAGCUUUGCCUAGAUUCGCUUAUGAAAUUUUGACAUUUAGCAGGUUAUUAGCUUUAGACUUUAAUUCAAUUUAGUUUUCAGAUUUACAAAGAUUUCGAAUUAUUGCCAAUAAAUUCGAACUGAUGUACAGUACAACAA
Nematostella vectensis (starlet sea anemone) is the source of this 1648-nucleotide messenger RNA. RefSeq names its product F-box/LRR-repeat protein fbxl-1. Lineage: Eukaryota; Metazoa; Cnidaria; Anthozoa; Actiniaria; Edwardsiidae. The coding region runs from base 137 to 1543 and encodes 468 amino acids. Gene Ontology annotation, molecular function: protein binding. Gene Ontology annotation, cellular component: SCF ubiquitin ligase complex. The transcript is spliced from 2 exons. The record is from RefSeq and is a predicted model, not a curated record. Gene Ontology annotation, biological process: positive regulation of protein ubiquitination; SCF-dependent proteasomal ubiquitin-dependent protein catabolic process.